AUGACUGUUAAUUUGCUCAAACGUACCAGACAAGUCGGUCGCUCUAAUGAUGAAGAUAUUUCUGGAAAUUCGAUCUUAGACCAAAUUGGGAUACACACCUCGUUUGCUACGGCACAACUUGAAAGCGUCGCUUUCUCAAGUCUGGGAUUCAAUGCCAACCAUUUUUAA
Messenger RNA from Plasmopara halstedii, 168 nucleotides. RefSeq lists its product as uncharacterized. The coding region runs from base 1 to 168 and encodes 55 amino acids. The record is from RefSeq and is a predicted model, not a curated record. The transcript has 2 exons. NCBI's taxonomy places the organism in Eukaryota, Oomycota, Peronosporomycetes, Peronosporales, Peronosporaceae.